AUGACUUCCAAUCGCUACCCAGUCUACAAAGUCAAAUCGCAUAUGGCCCUCCCAGAUCCGCACAUGCCGCCCGGUCGCUUCCAUCACGCCAUAUUCGUCGGAACCAGCAAAGAUGGCUCUGGCACUCUGUACCAUGUCACCGGCGACGUCACGUCCUCAAAAGGAAUGAGCUACGAGAGCAGAGAGUCACCUGAUCCCGCUCACUUAGAAAACUUCCAUUCUAAAGAACUGCUGGGCUAUACCGGCUCCGACGGUCAUCCAGAACAGUGGAAUGCGCUUCUUGCUGCACUGCCGACGCCGCCGCAGCAAAAGGCUUCGAAUCCGAGGAAGCAAGGCCGCGUCGAGCCUUUUCAGGAGAAACUUGGAGACUACGAGUACAUCUUUUAUCAGGACGGGGAAGAGCGCAAGCCGCUUUGGAAGUGCACUGAGUGGGUUGAGUGGUACGCUAUUCCUGCUUUUCGCAAAAACGGUCUUAUCCAGAGCAGUGAUCAGUGA
Messenger RNA from Fusarium subglutinans, 495 nucleotides. RefSeq lists its product as uncharacterized. The record is from RefSeq and is a predicted model, not a curated record. Bases 1 to 495 code for a protein of 164 amino acids. The transcript has a single exon. NCBI's taxonomy places the organism in Eukaryota, Fungi, Ascomycota, Sordariomycetes, Hypocreales, Nectriaceae.